This is a messenger RNA of Vicia faba (fava bean), 855 nucleotides long. Lineage: Eukaryota; Viridiplantae; Streptophyta; Magnoliopsida; Fabales; Fabaceae. The record is from the annotation of a GenBank genome assembly.
AUGGUGUGGCCAAUUCGUGAAUCACUAUGCAUUACAGGGUCAAGAAUUAUUUGUUCAGCUCUUCGAUCAAACGCACCUUACCCAAAAUUUAUGAAUUGGAUAAAAACUGACGGUUGCCAUGCAACAACAUUACCUUCAUUCAAGGAGAAACAACAAGAGGAUCAUGGUUAUGAGAAUAUGGCUGAAAUUAAUGGCUACAUGAAUUUAUUUGGUUUGAUGAAACAAAGGUUCUUAAAUUUCAAGAACCAAAAAUACAUAAAAGAAUUGGAGCAUUUUCAAUCUCUUGCUAAAGCUCAAUAUCCAAAGUUUAUGGUAAUUGCUUGUGCAGAUUCAAGAGUAUGUCCCUCUAACGUAUUAGGAUUUCAACCCGGUGAAGUCUUUAUGAUACGUAACAUCGCCAAUCUUGUUCCUAUCAUGAAGAAUGGAGCAUCAGAGUGUAAUGCUGCGCUUGAAUUCGCAGUAUCUACUCUUCAGGUUGAAAAUAUAUUAGUCAUUGGUCAUAGUAGUUGUGCUGGGAUUGAAGCUCUGAUGAACAUGCAAGACGAUACAGAACCGAGAAGCUUCAUACACAAUUGGGUUGCUAAUGGGAAAGUUGCCAAAUUGAAGACCAAAGCUGCGACGUCUCAUCUUAGCUUUGAUCAACAAUGUAAAUUCUGUGAGAAGGAAUCUAUUAACCAAUCUUUGUUAAACUUGCUAAGUUAUCCAGGGAUAGAAGAUAGAGUGAGGAAGGAAUUGGUCUCUAUUCAUGGUGGAUAUUAUGAUUUUUCCAAUUGUUCGUUUGAGAAAUGGACACUUGAUUUUAAAGAACGCGAAAAAAACAGUUAUGUUGUCAAAGAAAAAGAAUUAUGGUGUUGA